AUGACAAGUUUAUCUUCAAAUCGUAUUGUUCCAUUUGUUGAUAUUUAUUUCAAAAUUUAUUUUUAUGGCGGUCUCACUUUUCAAUUACUUUUGUUAACUCUUAUUUUGACAAAGUCUCCGUCUAUUUUGACAAAUCUAAAAUUUUUUCUUAUUAAUACUUGCUUUUUGCAAAUUAUUUUGAUUUCACUGGGAUUUUUCACACAGCAUAGAAGUCUACCGAAUAUAGAUUCAUUUGCUGUUUUGCCACGUGGACCUUGCCGAGAAUUCGGACCAGAUGUUUGCUUCUCAGCAUAUCAUUUUUUCUUGGGUGUUGCUCUCUGUGUUGGACUUGGAAUUUCAAACACAAUUAUUUUCAGAUUUCAAGCUUUACGAAAGGGCAGAGUAUCACGUAGUAGAAUAUUUACAAUGAUAUCCCUGACGUAUAUUCCUUCAUCAAUAACUAUUAUUCUUCCAUUCACAUCUUCUUGGGAUUUUGAAAAAGUUCGUUCACUGACUUACAUUGAGCAUCCAAAAUACGAUCUUUCAAUCUACGAACCAUUUGUUGGAUUCCACAACAUCGCAUCAUUUCAGUUUACUUUAGCUACACUCCUUCUAGUAAUCGGAGCUUACGCUAUCCCUGCGAUUUCAGGAUUUCUAACUUCAAGAGUUAUUCAUUUGAUCAACGAUAACAGAGGCAUGUCGUUGAAGACCAAGGAGCAAUCAAAAACAUUGGCUUACGGACUUGCGUGCCAAACAUUUUUACCCGUUAUUUGUUAUAUUCCAGUAGCAAGUUGUUAUAUUUUUUCUCAAAUGACCAGUGUCGAGCUGCUUUUGAAUGAGCAUCUUCUUGGAAUUUUGAUCUGCUUUCCAUCAUUCGUUGACCCAUUUAUAUCGUUUUAUUUUAUUGUACCAUAUCGGCAAGCUCUAUUGGGAUUAUUUAAGUGCCGAAAAACAAAACCUUUAAAUAUCGUUAUCACAGUUCGUCAUCUAUCAAAACGUAACCCAUCAAUUGUUGAUUCAAACUGAAUUUUAUUCAAU
Caenorhabditis elegans is the source of this 1017-nucleotide messenger RNA. It is a transcript of the gene srd-55, whose product is annotated as Serpentine receptor class delta-55. Lineage: Eukaryota; Metazoa; Nematoda; Chromadorea; Rhabditida; Rhabditidae. Bases 1 to 1005 code for a protein of 334 amino acids. Gene Ontology annotation, cellular component: membrane. The record is from RefSeq and is marked reviewed. The transcript is spliced from 6 exons.